Messenger RNA from Solanum lycopersicum (tomato), 3046 nucleotides. Its product is annotated as probable galacturonosyltransferase 7. Gene Ontology annotation, molecular function: polygalacturonate 4-alpha-galacturonosyltransferase activity. The record is from RefSeq and is a predicted model, not a curated record. NCBI's taxonomy places the organism in Eukaryota, Viridiplantae, Streptophyta, Magnoliopsida, Solanales, Solanaceae.
AUAGUUAGUGACCCUCAGAUCUUUACGCUUUGUUAUUUGUUUUUUACUUUUUCCAAUCAGAUCGAUCUCUACUUCUCGGCUCCACUCACCGGGCCUCGGCCGGACGAUUUACUUUCGACGGCGCCGGACAUACAGAUUACCGGAAACGGACAUUGUCGUGUUGUGUAGAUUCGGAGCAAACGCUGUUUGGCAGUUGGGGAAAGGAGAACAAAUCAAAGCGAAUUGCGAAGGUGGAGAAGGCAAACGAGAGGAGAAGGAGGAGGAUUAGGCAAGGGAGGAAGAGAUGAAGGGUGGUAUACUUCCGGCGAAGAGGCGAUGGAAAGGUUUGGUGAUUGCGGUGUUGGGUCUCGUUUUACUUUCAUUGCUCGUGCCUCUAGUGUUUCUGCUUGGCCUCCAUAACGGUUUUCACUCUUCGGGAUAUACAACACCACAACAAAGUUCAGCUUCAGUGGGACUUAGAAUCUACGGUCGACAUUAUACUCCUAAGAUUGAGAAUCAGUCGGAGGAUGAUGAGUCAACACAUGUGGAUGACCUAAUGCAAAGAUUGGAACCAACUCUUCCCAAGGAUUUUGGGGAAAAUAUUGUUGUCGGGAAAGCGGAGAACAAGACUGCUGGAUUUCCUUUGUUGGAUGGAUUGCCCAAAGAACGCUUAGGAGUAAAUAGCACAGGUGUUGGCGACUUAACCAAAAAAAGACACAGCACAGGUGUCGGUGACUUGGCAAAUACAAAGCAGAGCACAGGUGCUGGUGACUUGGCAAAAGCAAAGCAGAGCACUGUUGUUGGUGACUUGGGAAAAAAAGAGCAGAGCAGAGAUGUUGGUGACUUGGGAAAAACAAAGCACAGCACAGGUGUUGGUGACUUGGCAACAGCAAAGCAGAGCAUAGGUGCUGGUGACUUGGGGAAAAAAAAGCAGAGCACCAAUGUUGGUUCUACGCCUGGUGCCACUGAGAAUAUCAGAGACAUUGAUGAGGGUGAGAAAUUAUGUGAGCUAAAAUUUGGGAGCUACUGUUUAUGGCGUCGCAAUCAUAAGGAGAAAGUGAAUGAUUUCACUGUUAGAAAGAUGAAAGACUUGUUGUAUGUGGCUCGGGCAUAUUACCCUAGCAUCGCGAAGCUUCCGGCCCUUGACAAGCUGUCGCAUGAAAUGAAGCAAAACAUUCAAGACUUUGAGCGGGUGCUUAGUGUAACUACGGUGGACAAAGAUCUUCCUCCUCUGAUUGAUCAGAAGCUACCUAAGAUGGAAUCUGUAAUUGCUCAAGCAAAGGCAUGCCACGUAGAUUGCAGUAAUGUAGACAAGAAAUUCAGACAACUAGUAGAUCUUACUGAAGAUGAAGCUACUUUCCAUAUGAGACAGAGUGCCUUCCUCUACCAACUAGCUGUUCAAACCAUGCCCAAGAGUCAUCAUUGCCUGUCAAUGCGAUUAACUGUAGAGUAUUUUAGAGACCCUCCUCCUGAUAUUGAUCAGUCAUUGGUAGAGAGACUUUUGAAUCCAGAUCUUCGCCACUUCGUUAUAUUCUCCAGCAAUGUGCUAGCAUCGUCUGCUGUAAUUAACUCCACCGUAACACAUGCAAAAGAAAGUGAGAAUCAAGUAUUUCAUGUGGUAACAGAUAAACAGAAUUACUUUGCCAUGAAGUUAUGGUUCUCGAGGAAUAAGUAUAUGGAGGCGACAGUUGAGGUGUUGAAUAUUGAAGAUCAUAAGCUGGAAAAUAAUAAGGCAUCAACGUCUAUUCAUCUUUCCUUGCCUGAAGAAUAUCGUGUCUCCUUCCACAAGGUUGAUGGGCCGCCAACAACAGAAUACCUGUCUGUUUUUUCGCAUUCCCAUUAUCUUCUUCCUGAGAUAUUCCCUAGUUUGAAGAAAGUCGUUGUCUUGGAUGAUGACAUUAUUGUGCAAAGAGACUUGUCAGUCUUAUGGGGCAUCAAUAUGGACGGGAAAGUGAAUGGUGCGGUUCAGUGCUGCUCAGUUAGACUGAUUCAACUGCAGAAACUUUUUGCUGACAAGAGAUUGGAUGAAACAUCUUGUGCUUGGAUGUCUGGAUUAAAUGUUAUUGAUCUAGUGAGGUGGAGGGAACAAGAUAUUUCUGGAACAUAUCUGAAGUUGGUAACAGAGAUGAAUUCAGAAGAGGCUGUUACAUUGCGUGCAAGCUUGCUUACUUUUCAGGGUGAAGUUUACGCUCUUGAUGAUAAGUGGGUAUUAUCAGGACUGGGUUAUAACUAUGGAGUUGAUAUUGAAUCUGUUAAGAAUGCGAGAGUACUGCAUUAUAAUGGUAACAUGAAACCUUGGCUUGAGUUGGGCAUCCGUGAUUAUACAGUUUCCUGGCGGACGUUCCUAAACCAGGAAAAUCAGUUUUUAAGUGAUUGCAAUAUUAACUAGUAUAUUAUGGGCUAAUACCUGCAUUUGCUGCUGAAGUUUCAUGAAGGUAUGGGUGACAAAGUUUACACAAGUUUUCCUGUUUGUGAUCUUGUGUAGAACCGUAUCUGAGGUAGGGGUACUGAGUAUAGUUUGGUGUGUAUAUCUCUAUUGUUUGGUUAAUGAAGGAAAUUUGUUUAACCUCGAGGCAAUGCAAGAGUGAUGCAUAAUACUUGUCAGUGAUGGAUUGAUAGUAAGGCAUGGACAACUUUUAAUGGGUUAGGCAUACACCUUCAUCAGCUAUUUUUUGUUGGGAGCUGUUAGCAUAUGAGGAGAUUGCCCGAAACUAUCUCUGAAGAGCUGGAUAUCAACUUAGCCUCCUAUGAAUCUUGUAUACAUGCAUACCCUGGGUUAAAUAUAGUUCUACUGAAAUCAGGUGACGAGUACUUGGACCCUUGCCUCACCUGUGAUGACCAUCUUGGAUCCGCUGUGAUGUGUGAUAUUGCCAUUGACACGUUCAGUGAAUUCUUCCUUGUAGAAUUGGGUCUUUUUUGAAAUACAUUCUUUCUUAGCAUUGAUCAGGCAUCUCAUUGUUUUUAACCUUUGCACUAUAGCUACUGGAGACCUGCCAUUGCUGCUAAAAUAUAUUUAGUGUUAAACAUAAUACAAUAUUGUUUACCUUAAUAACUUUUUUUUGACAAA